Molecule: messenger RNA, 2644 nt
Organism: Amoebophrya sp. A25
Lineage: Eukaryota; Dinophyceae; Syndiniales; Amoebophryaceae
Source: the annotation of a GenBank genome assembly
CUGCAACGCCUGGCGGUAUAGGCCCGGCAGGUGGCCUCAGUACUGGAGGAAGUCAGCCGGCUCCGAAAGCUUCAGGUCUUGGCUUGGCAGGGGGGACUGGAGUUUCUGGAGCUCACCAGACACAGAGCAUCGUUUGUACAUCGAGCAGUAAGCGCGCACGCGCUGGAGCAGCGAUUAGUGCGGCAUUUCGGGCACUGUUUGAUGGAAGUGCGGUCCUCCAUCCCUCGAAUAUUUUAAAUUCUGCCAUGGUUCCAGAGAUACUGUUGUUGAGUCAUCCACACGUGCGUUUGCGGUACUGGAUUUCUGAUAAAAUGAUAUCGCUAGCUCUUGUCCUUAUUGUUGAUGAAGAAAAUCAGAAUCAUGACAAUAAGGAAACUCUCCGAAGUAAUCAGCAUGAGACCUCCAACGCUCCUGGUGUGAAAAACAAGAGUAACGCAACGACAUCGCCACACAACAACAAGCAUCGGCAACCACAUGGUAGAGGCAAAACGGUUCGUAUCUUGCGUGCCCUUUCUCUCCCGCUGGGCAAUCAGAUCACGGAGGAGUCUACUUUUGCGGAGCGCAUCCCGCUGUACACCAGUGUCGACCUUGAUGAUAAAUCAACCAUAACAAGAAUCGAUGAACAACAACAAGCGCUCAGUACUCAAAUUCAUCCUGGUUGUAGUCUUCAUUUGGAGUUACUUUUCGCAAGCAACGCCAAUGGUUCCUUUUCCUUGGCUGUCACAGCUGUGGACGACGGUGGGAUUGGUAACGCUAGGGCUGAACGACGAGGCUCGCGCCUGGCAACUACCUACCUCUUUCGCGGUUUCGGUACCCGUUUCGGCGGUCCAGUGUCUCUCCUGUCACCACCAACUUGUAGUGCUGAUGAAGGAGUGUCCUCAACGAGAAGUACAGCAAAAGAUACACGGCUUGCAUGUUUGCUUGAUGCUGCUGCUCCCAUCAAGUUUCCGAACAAGCACCGCGCGGCAUGGGAAUCAGGGAGAGGCCAAGAACAUGAUGCUCUGAAAACCUUUGUCGACGUUGAUAAAGCUGACCCUUCUAUCAACUUAUAUCAAGGCCAGCAAGGCGGGCCGGGAGGUCGUGGAAACUCGGAUCACGAGCAACGAGAGACUUGUACUGUUGGGCAUGAACUCCAAGAAGAAAGGAAGAUGUUAAUGCAACCUCCCCAAAUUAUAACUGUGGAUGAAAAAGAAGUUCUACUUGGUCGCGGAGGUCACACAACAAGGUGUCCCUCUCGGACGGUAGUUAUAGAGACGAUGAAUAUGACCUCUGCCAAACCAUCUUCGCGGUCUCAACACACGCAAGGAGACUGUCCGAAGCAGCAAUUUGAUUGCACCUUCACGGUAGUCCCGCACCACCUUGGAACUGAAGCUUUGGACGCGAUCCGUCACGGCUGUGCUAUCGCACUCGUGUUCAGAGUGUCCUCUUCAAGUUCGACUUCAAAUAAUACGUCAGCAACAGCUAGAAGUGAAGGAGCCGGUACCGCCCGCGUCUUGACAGUGUGGCAUGACGAUGCUCUCCUGCAGUGGCUCGGCGAGGCCGGAGCACGGCUUUCCUGGGGCUUCCUGGUUGAACAAGCAAGCGCGAUGGAUUUGUUGAGUCAGACUCUAGUGGCGCAUCUUAAACUUCCACAUCUAGAAGUAGUUCAGACGGCUGAUGCAGCCAAUUCCAAGGCCUCUAAAAACUCGUCUAGUGGUGCUACGACGAAUUACGGAAUACAAGCUGUAGAGGAAGACGUCACCAAGAAGCUUUUGGAUGUGUUGACAGCGAAAGAUAUAGGUUGUAAUGCGCCGAAACCGAAUGGAGAACAUUCUAGUUUAGGCUUUUUGGAGAAAUUCGAUGCUUCAGUCGUUACUGACCUUUUACUGGACGACCCGGAGCUUCGCCGUAGCGCGGUCAUCCAAGAAAGAUGCGCCGCUUUGAUCGAAUAAAGAAUCUUUGGCCGAAAUACGAAUCGUCACACGAGAACAGCACAGAGAAAAAGUCUAUGUGGUAGUUCAAAGAGGGUGGAUAUCAAAUCUCAAACUUUUUUGCACUGAAGCUUUGCUCUAGGAUGCGUCGAAAUAGUUUGCUUACAUGGUCUUUAUGUUUUCGUCGGACGUAGAAAGAGUUUGAAUUCUUCAAGAAUUGCACGUCAUGCAUUUGCAUUUCUAGUGGUCUAAAUCCAGUGGAAAACUAAUGAUUACAUAGUAUGAGUGUUGCUGCAGGAGCAGAAGAUGAACAAUCUAGUUGUAGUACAACUACGAACACGGACUCUUGCUCUGCAUGAUACCCGGUCAACAGAAACUGAAUUCAAGUUGCUGUAAUAAAUUGAAAAUCAUAUUGUACCUGGGUGCUGAUAGAACUCGACAGAAAAUAUAAUCUGAAGCGAACAGUGUGGAGAUAUGCGAGCGCUGUUGUUGUGAAUUAAUAAACUACAGUGCUGUUCUACCUCAUUCUACGACUUCUAUGUGACUGUUUGACUUCUCUUAUUUGCGUUCCAACCUCUGAUGUACAAGAAUCUUCACUAUUGCGUCCGCGAUAAUGGGGACAAUGAUCAUGAUAUUUAUGUUUUACAUGCCCUUCAGAAGAUGGGACGAUGACUUCUGAUUCGUUUUGUGCAUUCGAUCCAACGAGAAGCUGGUGAGCCGAUCCUUGUCUGCUG